This is a messenger RNA of Cutaneotrichosporon oleaginosum, 783 nucleotides long. RefSeq lists its product as uncharacterized. The record is from RefSeq and is a predicted model, not a curated record. Lineage: Eukaryota; Fungi; Basidiomycota; Tremellomycetes; Trichosporonales; Trichosporonaceae.
AUGCGGGGCGAGGCCGCCUCGCUCGCAGCCAUGCAUCGGACCGCGCCGCCGGGCCUCAUCCCCCGCAUCCUGGGGUUCGUGGACGACGACGUGGGCGCCCUCGUGACGGAGUACGCGGAGGGGAGCGGGGGCGGGCAGGUGGCACUGGGCCGCGCCCUCGCCGAUAUGCAUCGGCCGCCUCAAGAUGCGGAGGGCCGGCCUAACCGGGGGGAAGCAGACACCGUGGGACAAGAGAAGCUCGACACGCUCGCGACAUACACUGGCGCGUUCGGGUUCGGGGUGCCGACGCACUGCGGGGCGACGGAGCAGGAUAAUACGUGGACGGAGAGCUGGGAGGAGUUCUUCCGCGAUCGGCGGUUGGGCGAUCUCGUGCGCCGCAUCGGCGACCCGCGCGUCGAUAGAGCAUGGAGGCGGCUCAAGGACGGCGCUGUCCCCCUCCUCCUCCAUGACAUCUCGCCGGCUCCCGUUCCCGUGCCGCUCCAUGGCGACCUAUGGCCGGGUAAUGUGGCGGGCACGGCCAUCUACGAUCCUGCGGGGUACUAUGGGCACGGCGAGGCGGAUCUGGGCAUGACACGUAUGUUUGGAGGCUUCUCGCAGGCCUUCUACGACGCUUACCAUGCCGUGCAUCCGCGCAGUACGCCGCACUACGAGCAGCGGAUCAGGCUGUACGAGCUGUACCAUCACCUCAACCACGCACUCAUGUUCGGCGGAGGGUACACAGGCGGUGCGCUACGGAUCAUGGACGAGCUAGCCGACUGGGCUGAGGCGCAGCAGCAGCGCUGA